AUGCGGUCGGGGGGCGAUGGGGGCUGCGCGGAGCCGACGGUAGUGCCCGCACCGGGCCCCCCCGGGAGCAUGGGCUGCAUCGGCUCCAAAACCACCAUCGUGGCUGUGGACACGACGCUGUGCGUGGAGUGGAAGGAGGUGAAAGCUCUGUCACCGCUGAGUGCUGCCCGCCCGCUGCCCCGCUUGGUGCACCAGGCCUCCUUCGACAGCCAGGACUUCCUCCAGGUCAAUGUUGAGGACACUGUCGAGAUGCUGCCCAAAUCGCGGCGCGCGCUGACAAUCCAGGAGAUUGCUGCCCUGGCCCGCUCCUCGCUGCACGGCAUCUCACAGGUGGUGAAGGAGCAUGUGACAAAGCCGACAGCCAUGGCACAGGGCCGGGUCGCCCACCUCAUCGAGUGGAAGGGCUGGUGCAAACCAGUGGAGUCGCCCACUGCCCUGGAGAGCGCCUUCAGCUCCUACUGCCACCUGAGUGAGGGCGAGCAGGAGGCACGCUUUGCUGCUGGAGUGGCAGAGCAGUUUGCCAUCGCCGAGGCCAAGCUGAGAGCCUGGUCCUCAGUGGAUGGGGACGAUUCAAAUGAUGAGUCUUACGACGAGGACUUCAUGCCCUCCACGGAGAGCUCCCAGCCCACUGAGCUGCCCAGCACGGUGCCUGCCAGCGCACUGCUCCGAGACCUGCUGCAGGGCCACCUGUGCCAGCUGGGUGUGCGGCAUGGUUCCUGUGAACCCGAGAGUGACUCCUCGCACACCCUCUCUCCUGAAACCCUCUGCUCCAGCCUCUGCAGCCUGGAGAUGGUGUCCCCCUCUGAACUCACUGCCAAACUGCUGGGCACCUUUGGGGGCGAGGACCUGCUGUUGCCCAAGUUGCCCCCCCCGGCCAGCCAAAGUGCCUUGCGGGGCCUGGCACGGCUCCGGUGCCAGGACUCCCUCUACUCCGUGUCCUAUGCCGAAGCCUGCCUCUCACCCGCUGAGGAUGAGGUGGUGCUGAGCAAGGACUUCCCACUCCGACGGAAAGUCUCUGAUGUUGCGUCUUCUGGGGUGGCAUCGCUGGAGGAAGAGGAGGAGGCCGAAGAGCCCUGA
Indicator indicator is the source of this 1077-nucleotide messenger RNA. RefSeq names its product family with sequence similarity 131 member A (gene FAM131A). The record is from RefSeq and is a predicted model, not a curated record. NCBI's taxonomy places the organism in Eukaryota, Metazoa, Chordata, Aves, Piciformes, Indicatoridae.